Molecule: messenger RNA, 675 nt
Organism: Echinostoma caproni
Lineage: Eukaryota; Metazoa; Platyhelminthes; Trematoda; Plagiorchiida; Echinostomatidae
Source: the annotation of a GenBank genome assembly
AUGGAACGCGUUUUCGAGUUAUUCGACAGACCGGUUAAUAAGCCAGAGCUUUCAGAAUCGGAGAAUGAUAUAGAUGAACUGUACGCUCUGUGCGAUGAUCCAAUGCAAUAUCCCGUUAAACUGAUUGAUGAAAAACUACUUUUCACUGACCUGGCUCGGAUUCAGGACUUAUUUGUCGAGAAUACCGGAUUCUUGGUUGUCGGAGCUUUAGGUUUACAAGGUUGCGGAAAAUCCAGUCUCUUAAAUGUAAUGGCUAAUCAGUUAACAAGCAGAACAAUUCUUCUGGAUGGCCCUUUCAAGGUUCAGUCCCUCCAGAAUCUUACAACAAACAGUCCACAAACAGGAGGUAUUGAUCUGUAUAUCACUCAGGAUCGUAUCAUUUUGCUUGACACACAGCCUCUGAUGUCUUUUGCUUUAACGAACUAUCACACACGAAAUGCGAGUUCCAUCUCUGGUACACAUAUGGACAUUACACCAAACCCACCGAAUGACGGAGCAGCAAGCUCGACGCUGACUGGUCCAGGUAACUGGUCGAUGGAUGUUUGGGCCGAGAUGGCUUCGUUGCAAGUGAGUCGUGUUUCCAGGAUUUGCCUUUUCGAAUCGUAUUUUAUGACUUGUAGGAAAGCACAUUUACACUUGAAUCAAGCUUCAUGCAUUGGUGAUCACAAUCGUUAA